Molecule: messenger RNA, 330 nt
Organism: Penicillium soppii
Lineage: Eukaryota; Fungi; Ascomycota; Eurotiomycetes; Eurotiales; Aspergillaceae
Exons: 1
Coding region: 1-330 (109 amino acids)
Source: RefSeq, a predicted model, not a curated record
AUGAAAGCAUGUCCUGAGUUUAUGAAGAGCGAUAUGGCCACCUCCAGCGUGUCACUAGGUUUAGCCCCGGCGACACUGGCCGUGCUCGGGUCCAACAUUGACCAAAUCUCUCUCCUGCCGGCGGUCGGGAAAUGUGCAUUUCUCGCGAUCAUGCUAGCCGCCGGCUCACCUGCUGUUGCCCCUUUGCGACCGGUUGAACGUCGCAACCCGCUUGAGGCUCUUGAACUUUCUGAAGACGACCAUGAUGGGCUUAUGCCUACUUUGUUCUCGUCACACUUGAUUGCGAUAAUUGAUUAUGGCUUUGUUUUGGCGACUAGCUAUGAGUUAUAG